UACUUUGCCAUCAAUUCACGGGCCGUGUUUGUUUUAAGUUAAAUAUUAAAAGGAAUAAAUAGCAAUAUUAAAUAAUUUAUAACUUUAAUACGAAUGUGCACAACUAUCGAGUGAUCUCUUAACGACAGUGGGCAUUAGGUAAUGGACAUGUCGCAAGCCAUAAUCUAAAAUUCUGUGCAAAAUUCGGGUGUGCGGCGCUAUGAUUCGAGUUACAUGUGACGAAAUGAAUCUUUAACAGCAGCAGUGGAAGCAGCAACAACAACAACAACGCAAUCAAUAACAACGAAGUAACAAACUGAACAGGAACAAGAAUAAGAACAUUUACAACUCAGAACUCGAGACGAAAGUUCAUUGAAGUAUCCGAGGAAGGAGCAGAAACAGGAACAGGAGGAGAAGGAGGCGCAACAACUGUUGUUCUCUGCCCCAUCAGCCGGGUGCAGAUCAUCAAUAUUCCAGAAAGCAAUUGAGUCAGCCAGCUAGCCAGUCGAGUUAGUCAGCCAGCUAGCCAGUCGAGUUAGUCAGCCAGUCAGUCAAUCAGUCAGUCAGGCACAGGCAUUAAUUCAUCAAUUAUUCAAAAUGACCGAAGACGAAAUUCUCUUUGACGAUGUUUACGAGCUCUGCGAGGUCAUUGGCAAGGGUCCAUUCUCCAUUGUGAGGCGUUGCAUACACAGAGAGUCGAACCAGCAGUUUGCUGUGAAAAUCGUUGAUGUGGCCAAAUUUACGGCCAGUCCAGGACUGAGCACAGCGGAUCUGAAACGCGAAGCCACAAUAUGUCACAUGCUAAAGCAUCCGCACAUCGUCGAGCUGCUGGAAACCUACAGUUCCGAGGGCAUGCUCUACAUGGUCUUUGAAUUCAUGGAAGGCUCCGAUUUGUGCUUUGAGGUUGUGCGACGCGCCGUCGCAGGUUUUGUCUACAGCGAGGCGGUGGCUUGUCACUAUAUGCGGCAAAUACUGGAGGCACUGCGCUAUUGCCAUGAGAACGAUAUACUGCAUAGGGAUGUGAGACCCGCUUGUGCCCUGCUGGCCACCGUGGACAACUCGGCGCCAGUGAAACUGGGCGGCUUCGGUUCGGCGAUACAGUUGCCGGGCACACGCGAAACCAUAGAAACACAUGGACGCGUCGGCUGUCCGCACUAUAUGGCGCCGGAAGUGGUCACCAGGCGUCUGUAUGGCAAGGGUUGCGAUGUCUGGGGCGCUGGUGUUAUGCUGCAUGUGCUGCUCUCGGGUCGUCUGCCAUUUUUGGGCUCCGGUGUGCGGCUGCAACAGUCGAUAGCACGCGGCAGACUUUCGUUUGAGGCACCAGAAUGGAAAUCAAUUUCGGCCAAUGCCAAGGAUCUAGUCAUGAAAAUGCUGGCGGCCAAUCCACAUCACAGACUCUCAAUCACCGAGGUGCUGGAGCAUCCCUGGAUACGUGAUCGCGACAAAUUGCAGCGCACUCAUCUGGCGGAUACUGUUGAGGAAUUGAAGCGCUAUAAUGCGCGACGCAAGCUCAAGGGCGCUGUGCAAGCGAUUGCCGGUGGCACCAACAUGGAUCCACUGUAUGCCAGUGAUGCAGACAUGCCCAUUGCAGGCGCACCGGACGAAUGGGCCGACGAGGAGGCUGGCAUUGAGGCUGUGCAACGAAUAUUGGACUGUCUGGAUGACAUCUAUUCGCUGCAGGAUGCCCAUGUGGAUGCGGAUGUGUUGCGUGAUAUGCUCCGCGAUGGACGAUUGCAGCAAUUUCUGCAGCUGUUCGAUCGCAUCGGGUCGACGGUCAUCACGACCAAUGGUCGAGCACCCACAGCGGAGGCUGUGGCGCGCAGUCGCGAUGUCCUGGAGCUGUUGUCAUCGGUGGGCGUUGGUGUGGGCAAUAAGUAUGCCAAGGAUGAGCUGAUGCAGCUUCUUGCCGCGCCGCACUUGCAGGCGCUGCUGCACACACACGAUGUCGUUGCUCGGGAUGUCUAUGGCGAGGAAGCUCUGCGCGUCACACCGCCGCCAAUGGUGCCCUAUCUCAAUGGUGAUGAGCUGGACAACGUCGAGGGCGGUGAGCUGCAGCAUGUGACACGUGUGCGUCUCGUGCAGUUCCAGAAAAACACCGACGAGCCGAUGGGCAUCACGCUUAAAAUGACCGAAGACGGACGCUGCAUUGUGGCGCGUAUCAUGCACGGCGGCAUGAUACACAGACAAGCCACGUUGCACGUGGGCGACGAGAUACGGGAAAUCAAUGGGCAACCGGUGCAGCAUCAGUCUGUCGGUCAAUUGCAACGAAUGCUGCGCGAGGCACGCGGUUCCGUUACCUUUAAAAUAGUUCCUUCAUACCGCAGCGCACCGCCACCCUGUGAGCUUUUCAGGAUAAGACCCGCUCCAGUGCUUAUUUUUGUUCGUGCACAAUUCGAUUAUAAUCCACUGGAUGAUGAGCUUAUACCCUGCGCCCAGGCAGGCAUUGCAUUCCAAGUCGGCGACAUUCUGCAGAUCAUUAGCAAGGACGAUCAUCACUGGUGGCAGGCGAGAAUUGAUACGGUGGGCGGUUCGGCGGGUCUGAUACCAUCACCGGAACUGCAAGAGUGGCGCAUUGCCUGUCAGACUGUUGACAAGACCAAGCAGGAGCAAGGAGAACCGGGUGCUGGAUGUUCCGCUCACGCAGAUGGGUGUGAUGGAUCCGCAGUGAACUGUUCCAUAUUCGGGCGAAAGAAGAAGCAGUGUCGGGACAAAUAUUUGGCCAAACAUAAUGCCAUAUUCGAUACGCUCGAUGUGGUCACAUACGAAGAGGUUGUCAAAGUGCCAGUUGGUGAUCCGAAUUUUCAGCGCAAGACUUUGGUGCUACUUGGUGCACAUGGCGUUGGUCGGCGGCAUAUAAAGAAUACUUUAAUAUCAAAGUAUCCCGAUAAAUAUGCCUAUCCCAUACCACAUACAACGAGACCUGCUAAGCCCGAGGAGGAGAACGGACGCAGUUAUUACUUUGUCUCACACGACGAAAUGAUGGCCGACAUUGGUGCCAAUGAGUAUUUGGAAUACGGUACCCACGAGGAUGCCAUGUAUGGUACCAAGCUGGACACCAUACGACGCAUACACACUGAGGGCAAAAUGGCCAUACUAGAUGUGGAGCCGCAGGCACUUAAAAUACUGCGCACAGCUGAAUUCACGCCCUAUGUGGUGUUUAUAGCGGCGCCCUCGCUCCAGAACAUUGCAGACUACGAUGGCAGCCUGGAGCGAUUGGCCAAGGAAUCGGAUAUGCUGCGUCAACUGUAUGGCCAUUUCUUUGACCUGACCAUUGUGAACAACGAUAUUAGCGAGACGAUUGCCACGCUGGAGACGGCCAUUGAGCGUGUACACACCACACCACAAUGGGUGCCGGUGUCCUGGCUCUACUGACAAGACAGUGAGCUGGAAUGCCCCGACUGUCUCGAUGGCUGCGAUUGCGAGUGGGAUGCAUACACACAGGCGUCCAAUGUGGCGCUCUACUGAGUACAUACUCACACACACACUCACACUCUCAAACACACACCAUUAAAGUAUUAACAAGGCACAAAUACAACACAUACAACUACUACAGUGAAGUUGGUAGGCGCCUGGCGCCAUCCUCAAAAAACAUACACACACAACAAUAACACACACACACGUCUACAUAUAUAGAAAUGGGUAUUAUGGGAACUGCAGUCGCAACGCAAAGACAAAAAUGUUAAUUUUCAAUAUUGAAUUUCAAGGUAAUAUUGUUUUUUGUUUUAGUAUAAGUUAACUAUUAUUAUUAUUAUUA
Molecule: messenger RNA, 3733 nt
Organism: Drosophila albomicans
Lineage: Eukaryota; Metazoa; Arthropoda; Insecta; Diptera; Drosophilidae
Gene: CASK
Product: peripheral plasma membrane protein CASK
Exons: 20
Coding region: 577-3351 (924 amino acids)
Biological process (GO): regulation of neurotransmitter secretion; protein phosphorylation
Cellular component (GO): cell-cell junction; cytoplasm; neuron projection
Molecular function (GO): calcium/calmodulin-dependent protein kinase activity; ATP binding; calmodulin binding
Source: RefSeq, a predicted model, not a curated record